Xenia sp. Carnegie-2017 is the source of this 909-nucleotide messenger RNA. RefSeq lists its product as uncharacterized. Gene Ontology annotation, molecular function: nucleic acid binding. NCBI's taxonomy places the organism in Eukaryota, Metazoa, Cnidaria, Anthozoa, Malacalcyonacea, Xeniidae. Gene Ontology annotation, biological process: DNA integration. The coding region runs from base 1 to 909 and encodes 302 amino acids. The transcript is spliced from 2 exons. The record is from RefSeq and is a predicted model, not a curated record.
AUGGACAAGGCCGUCAAGGAUGAAAUUGAAGCCUGUCUACCAUGUCAAGUAAAUGGGUCAACCAGCCCACCAGAACCAUUAGCAAGUCCAGAAAUGCCAGAGUGCCCUUGGCAAACCAUCCAUGCUGACUUCUAUGGUCCGCUCCCUACUGGACAAUAUAUCAUCGUGCUGAUCGAUAAGUAUUCGCGAUACCCAGAAGCCGAAAUAAUCUCAAGUACCUCCGCCAAAGCACUGAUCCCUAAAAUAGAUGCUAUUUUUGCAAGGCAUGGAAUCCCAUUAAAGUUCAAAUCUGACAACGGUCCACCGUUCAACAGUAAGGAAUUCUCCAAAUAUCUACAUAAACUUGGGGUGAAGCACGAGACAUCAAUCCCGGAGUGGCCGCAAGGAAACUCAGAGGCCGAGGCAUUCAUGAAGCCUUUAGCUAAAGCGAUCAAAACAGCCCGUGCGGAACAUCGCAAUUGGACACAAGAACUUUCAAGAUUCUUACUCAGCUAUCGCACUACGCCUCAUUGUUCAACCAAUGUCCCACCAGCUCAACUACUAUUUAACCGACCAUUGAGAGGUAUCCUACCAAUGCUAAACCCCAAGGACAAAGUGCUAAAUAGACAUAAAGAGGCGCAGGCGAAUAAUUUUGAAGCGAAAUCGAAAGGAAGAGAAUUGGCAAACAAAAGAAGAACUAAAGAAUCAGAUAUCAGGAUAAGAGACAAGUCGAGAGAAUCAACUGAUGAAGAUGAAUACAACAUCCACGAACAGCCGUACAGACACAACCAAUGCGUACCAGAAUGUGAAGAACCAGAACACAUCAUAGAACCAGAACCAGAAGAGCCAGCUCCAAGGAGAUCAACCCGACAAAGAAAAAUAACAGAACAAUAUGGGAACUCAAUAAACCCUGACUUUGUUAUCCUUUAA